UGACAGUUCAGGGAGGGGAGGUGGGAGAGCUUGAGAGUGGCGGUACAGAUAAGAGAGUGGUUCAGGAACGCGGCGGAACAACAAGCUAAGAGGAGGGAGACUAGGAGGGGGUGACCGACUGGAGGGUGAGCCUCACCCGGGAGGCUUGAUGUCGCCAAGAGGAGAGACGAGGGAUGGGGCGUAGAGGAUUUACAGCUCAAGAAAGAUCUGGGCCAACAGGGGUCACAGCCCAGAAGGGGUCUCGAUUAGGAAGGGUAAGGGACGGGAAGGUGGUUAUUGCCUAUGAGUGAUCACGGGAGGAGAGCCUUGACAGCGAGGGAGGGAAAGGGAGGAGGGCAUGAUAUCAAGGAGAAGCGUGAAGGGCGAGGAGGAGCCCAGUCAUAGCGGGAAGCGUGUGGACAGGCAGCGCAGGCACGGUGGGUGUGUUGGGACCAAGGAUGAUUAACUAGAGGGCCACUAGGACCCAAGUAGACUUGGCCACGAGCCAGACCGCCGUUCACUGGCCUAGUCUCCAACAGCGCGUCAAUCCCGGAAGCCACGGCUCGGUAGUGACUCGAAGGGUCCACAAGCCCCGACCUCCAGACCUAGGGCAGCACCGAUGACGCCCGCGCCAGUCCGGCAGCCGGCCUUCGGCGCCGCGGUUGUGAACGUCCGGUCGCGGGGCUGACGAGGGCCAAGAGCGAUCUCUGCACAGGCCAGCCCUAGAUCGCCACCUCGCGGCGCAAGACUGUCUUCUGCAGAGCCCGGCAUGGGUUUCCUGACCGCGGUGACUCAAGGCCUGGUGCGGGGAGCGGACAGGAUGAGCAAGUGGACAAGCAAGCGGGGACCACGCACCUUCAACAAGAGCCGAGGUGCUAAGAGAACGGGCAUCUAUGCCUCAAAUGGGAAGUUUGUGCAGAUAAAGGAAAUGGUUCCAGAAUUUGUCGUCCCGGACUUGACCGGCUUCAAGCUCAAGCCCUAUGUUAAUUACCGAGCUCCUGCAGGCGUAGAUACACCCCUGACCGCCAAAGCGCUCUUCCUGGAAACGGCGGCUCCUGCUAUUGAAAAAGACUUUAAAGAAGGGACUUUUGAUGCUAACAACUUGGAGAAAUAUGGCUUUGAGCCCACACAGGAAGGCAAGCUGUUCCAGUUGUAUCCUAAGAAUUUCCCACGCUAGAAAACCGACAGAGACCAAAAGUUUGCCUAUGAAGUGGAGACAGUACAAGCCUUCGAUUCUGAGUGUCUCGAAAAGGAGGGGCAGCUUCUUUGUGCAUUUCUAUUAAAGGCCUUUGGUAACUCGU
Arvicola amphibius (Eurasian water vole) is the source of this 1280-nucleotide messenger RNA. RefSeq names its product mitochondrial ribosomal protein L41 (gene Mrpl41). The transcript is spliced from 2 exons. Gene Ontology annotation, biological process: translation. Gene Ontology annotation, cellular component: mitochondrial large ribosomal subunit. Gene Ontology annotation, molecular function: structural constituent of ribosome. NCBI's taxonomy places the organism in Eukaryota, Metazoa, Chordata, Mammalia, Rodentia, Cricetidae. The record is from RefSeq and is a predicted model, not a curated record. Bases 749 to 1156 code for a protein of 135 amino acids.